Messenger RNA from Carassius gibelio (silver crucian carp), 2868 nucleotides. RefSeq lists its product as uncharacterized. The record is from RefSeq and is a predicted model, not a curated record. The coding region runs from base 907 to 2142 and encodes 411 amino acids. Gene Ontology annotation, molecular function: DNA binding. Lineage: Eukaryota; Metazoa; Chordata; Actinopteri; Cypriniformes; Cyprinidae. The transcript has 4 exons.
AUCAUUAAGGUCAUUGUCAAAUAAAGUGCCAUCAUUCCAAUCAGCAUCAAUACCAUAGUGAAUAGGAUCAAAAUGUUCCACAUCACAAUCAGUAGUGUACGGAGUGUAGUCUUGUUUUGUAUAAAACUCUUCAUUAACAUUACAAAGUUCAGGUCCGUACAUCAUAGAAGAUCCCUCUGUCUGAGAAAUGCCAUUGUCCACUCCAAGCACUUCUGCAGAGCAAUCAUCUGCUCUGUGGAUUGACAUGUCUCCUAAGGUUGCAGUGUUUUUUUCCUGCAAGAACAAGAACAAACACCAAAGUGUGCAAACUUUCAAAAAACAAACAAACAAACAAACAAAAACAAUAAAUUCUCACUUUGAUGAUUUUUCUUCUAUAUCUUUUCAUUUUUGAUUGGUCCUUAAUUUUCCUUCUCCAACGAGACUGAUUAAUUGUUAUUUGCGCCAUCCUUUCUCUUGUGACUCAAGAGUAUAUACUGUACUACUCAACCAAAUAACUUGCUUAAAAAAUUUAAUCAAACAAUACUGUGGCAAGUUUAUUUGCACUGCUUCUUUUAUAAAUUAGCCAAACACAUCUGACAUUGUUAGCUAAAGUAUUUUGCCUCACUUGGCAGUAUAGGUGUUGCACUGAUUACAUCAGGUGUGCAGUUUACCUGUGAGCAAUGAUUGCCAUGAAUGUCAUGGUGCACUUAAACAAGUAGGAGAUGGUUCAAACCAUAGAUACAAAUAACCAUAAACACAACAUUUAUAUUGCCCAUUGUAAAAACUGGCAUUUUACCACCAAGUGUAAUGACACUAAACAGUGAGGGAAGCAGAAAGAGAAGGUAAGUAGCCCACAAAGAUCUUUUUAUUAGGCAUAGUUUAUGGUACUGAGAAUUUGGUCUUAUCCACAGAACAGAGAUCAGUGUGAUGGAGAUACCUAAAAGAAUCCGUAACCCAAUCAAAAAAAGAAAAGUCAGUGAGCCAGUCACUGCCCUACAAAAUGAAGAACAAGAAGGACUUUAUGUUUUUCUAACAUUUGAAGAUGGAUAUACUGCAAGAAUUUGUAAGACCUGCGACAUACUUACAGAAAAGGAGUCGCCAAUUACUAGCUUUGAGGGACUCAUUCCAGGAGCUCGAGUUCUUGCAAGAUGGUCAGACAACAAAUUUUAUAAUGCCACUGUAGAUCACAUUGGGUUCUGUGACCAAAAGCAGGACCCGAGAAAGGGUGCAAAGAAGGACAUAAAAAGAAAUUAUGCAUCUGCUGAAUCAUUUUAUAACCAGAAUCGGGUCGCUUCUGCACCAGUUGAACAUGGUCCUUCCUCUGCACUAACCCAGCCUCCGUCUCCAGGAUUGCCACCAACCCAACAUCAAUCUGUGCAAUUACCAUGCUCUGUUAAGCCUUUUAAUCCACAGCCCAUGACACCAUCUGAGUAUUGUAAUCAAGACCAGCCAGGUUUCUUAGAUUUAGAUGAACAUCAAAGACAAACCAUUACACAUAAUUCAACCCCAAAAGAAACAUUUUUGGGGCUUCUGUAUAACCCGUCUAUACCUCACCCCUCAGCUGAAGUCACAAUUCAGGAUGACCAGCUUGGGUUAGAGCCUGAGGAGUAUGAAGAUCCCACAGUCAGAUCACAGAAUUCUUCCUAUGAAAAUGAACAAUGGGAGCCAUGUGAAACAUGCAAGCUGGAGGUACAGGCAUUACUUAAAGAGAAUAAGAUGAUGAAAGAUGUGCUUUCCAGCAUGAAUCUUGAACACCUACAGGUACUCAGAGAAUUUAUAGAUAAGAUGGAAGACUACAUAUCACGUGAAAGUGGGGUGCUGAUGCCUCAAACCAGACCUGGCCAACAAGAACUUUACCCAGACAGUGGGCUGCUCUUGUCCUCUACCAAACUAGCAGCUAUUCACCAAGAGUCAAAGAAGGACUGUCUUCGUCUUUUCCAUCUACUGUUUGAUCAGUUCUUCACUCAUGAAGAAUGUUCAAACUCUGUAGCAUUUGGAAAGCAUGGCAAAGUCCCAGAGGGCAAGACAAUUUUGGAUAAAAGUAAAGUAAAUGGAAUACUAACUUAUGUCAUGAGCUGCGGCAAAUGUCAUGGAUGGAAACCAGUUGAAAAGUCAAAGCUGAAGAAAGCCCUUAUAAACAAGUGUCGCAUGAGAUCAACUUAAAUGUUUAUGUAAUUGUAGUGUUACAUGAAUGAUGUUGUGUCAUUUACUGGUAUUUUAUUUUGCUGUUUCUGUAUUUAAGUAUCUAUAUGUAGCUGUGCUGCAGUCUAGAAUUUGUUAGUUUUUUUUUUUAAAUGCUGCUUAUAAAGUGUAAAAAAGAAACUAUAUAUUUUAGUUUGAUAUUGUAGAAAACUUGUUUCUCUAAGAUUAAAAUAUGUGUCUUUACAGAGAUUGCAAAGUAUAAACAUAACUCAUGUGCAGUAUCUAACACUAUUUAAUUUUUUUUUUUUUUAUUUGAAGUGCCUUGUAAAAGAUUUCCAUAUUGUAUUUUCUUGCCAUUGUAUUAAGCAUGUAAAAUGAAACUUGAAACCUACAUGAGCAAAGAAAAUGUUAACCUCAUACUGAGCACAGUAAAAGCAGCCUAACGUCUGAGCAAUAAAACUUUCUGCAAGACACUGAAGAGCUCUCCCAUCUUCAUUUUAAUACAGUCUCAUGGAUGUCUUGUCUUCUCCAAAUUUACUUUAGUCUCAUUUAUGUCUAUUUGUAUGUUCCCUGGGCAAUUUUAUGAGGAAAAUGUGAAGUCAAAUCUGAAACCUAAAGUGGACACUGAUGAGAAUCACAAUCAUAAAUGCUGAGCUUAGUAAGAGCAAUCUCUGAGUGAAAACACUUUCUCUAAUUAGUGUUGAAAGAGAUUACAGCAAGACAAUAAAGAGAGUUUUAGGAGAAACA